Messenger RNA from Capra hircus (goat), 2034 nucleotides. It is a transcript of the gene PUF60, whose product is annotated as poly(U) binding splicing factor 60. NCBI's taxonomy places the organism in Eukaryota, Metazoa, Chordata, Mammalia, Artiodactyla, Bovidae. Gene Ontology annotation, cellular component: precatalytic spliceosome; catalytic step 2 spliceosome. The record is from RefSeq and is a predicted model, not a curated record. The transcript is spliced from 12 exons. Gene Ontology annotation, molecular function: RNA binding. Gene Ontology annotation, biological process: regulation of alternative mRNA splicing, via spliceosome; mRNA splice site recognition; alternative mRNA splicing, via spliceosome. The coding region runs from base 201 to 1892 and encodes 563 amino acids.
CCGCGCGCCCUUCCCGGAGCGUUAACUGUUCCUCCCCGCACCGGAAGCGCGUUCCUUUUUCCUUCCACGUCGCUGGGGAAAGGGCUUUUAAUCGCGAGAGUUCCGUUUUCUUGAGAGCGCCUCCGCCGGCGCCUAGAUCGCGCGAGACCGCGGAAGGAACCGAAGCGUGUGGCGCGCGCGGCGGCCGCGACGGGCACAAGAUGGCGACGGCGACCAUAGCGCUACAGGUCAAUGGCCAGCAAGGAGGGGGGUCCGAGCCGGCGGCGGCGGCAGUGGUGGCAGCGGGAGACAAAUGGAAACCUCCACAGGGGACAGACUCCAUCAAGAUGGAGAACGGGCAGGGCACAGCCGCGAAGCUGGGACUGCCUCCCUUGACGCCCGAGCAGCAGGAGGCCCUCCAGAAGGCCAAGAAGUACGCCAUGGAGCAGAGCAUCAAGAGCGUGCUGGUGAAGCAGACCAUCGCCCACCAGCAGCAGCAGCUUACCAACCUGCAGAUGGCAGCAGUGACAAUGGGCUUUGGAGAUCCUCUCUCACCUUUGCAAUCGAUGGCGGCUCAGCGGCAGCGGGCACUGGCCAUCAUGUGCCGGGUCUACGUGGGCUCCAUCUACUAUGAGCUGGGGGAGGACACCAUCCGCCAGGCAUUCGCCCCCUUUGGGCCCAUCAAGAGCAUCGACAUGUCCUGGGACUCUGUCACCAUGAAGCACAAGGGCUUUGCGUUUGUGGAGUAUGAGGUCCCAGAAGCCGCCCAGCUGGCCUUGGAGCAGAUGAAUUCCGUGAUGCUGGGAGGCAGGAACAUCAAGGUGGGCAGACCCAGCAACAUAGGGCAGGCUCAGCCCAUCAUAGACCAGCUGGCCGAGGAGGCGCGAGCCUUCAACCGCAUCUACGUGGCUUCCGUGCACCAGGACCUCUCGGAUGAUGACAUCAAGAGCGUGUUUGAGGCCUUUGGCAAGAUCAAAUCCUGCACACUGGCUCGGGACCCCACGACUGGCAAGCACAAGGGCUAUGGCUUCAUUGAAUAUGAGAAAGCCCAAUCGUCCCAGGAUGCCGUGUCUUCCAUGAACCUUUUUGACCUGGGGGGCCAGUACUUGCGGGUGGGCAAGGCUGUCACACCCCCCAUGCCCCUGCUUACACCGGCCACACCUGGAGGCCUCCCGCCGGCUGCUGCCGUGGCCGCAGCUGCAGCCACAGCCAAGAUUACAGCUCAGGAAGCAGUGGCUGGAGCAGCGGUACUGGGUACUCUAGCCACUCCUGGACUGGUGUCCCCUGCACUGACUCUGGCCCAGCCCCUGGGGGCUCUACCCCAGGCCGUCAUGGCUGCCCAGGCCCCAGGAGUCAUCACAGGUGUGACCCCGGCCCGGCCUCCCAUUCCGGUCACCAUCCCCUCUGUGGGUGUGGUGAAUCCCAUCCUGGCCAGCCCUCCAACGCUUGGUCUCCUGGAGCCCAAGAAGGAGAAGGAGGAGGAGGAGCUGUUUCCUGAGUCGGAGCGACCAGAGAUGCUGAGUGAGCAGGAGCACAUGAGCAUCUCAGGAAGUAGCGCCCGCCACAUGGUGAUGCAAAAGCUCCUCCGCAAGCAGGAGCUGUCCCCCCCACAGUCCACAGUGAUGGUUCUGCGCAACAUGGUGGACCCCAAGGACAUCGACGAUGACCUGGAAGGGGAGGUGACCGAGGAGUGUGGCAAGUUCGGUGCUGUCAACCGUGUCAUCAUCUACCAAGAGAAGCAGGGCGAGGAGGAGGACGCGGAGAUCAUUGUCAAGAUUUUUGUGGAGUUUUCCGUAGCCUCUGAGACUCACAAGGCCAUCCAGGCCCUCAAUGGGCGCUGGUUUGCUGGCCGCAAGGUGGUGGCUGAAGUGUAUGACCAGGAGCGUUUUGAUAACAGUGACCUCUCUGCAUGACCUCGGCCCCAUUCCCUGGACUCGCACUUUUUCCUUGUUUCCUCUGGGUUUUAUAGAGUGAUUCAAUGGUAUCUCGGGCCCGGCUGCCCAGCCUGUGGAUAAAGGUGCAGGUGCUGCUGGCCCUGACCGUCCCUGACUGACA